Molecule: messenger RNA, 972 nt
Organism: Rasamsonia emersonii CBS 393.64
Lineage: Eukaryota; Fungi; Ascomycota; Eurotiomycetes; Eurotiales; Trichocomaceae
Product: Lectin family integral membrane protein
Exons: 6
Coding region: 1-972 (323 amino acids)
Biological process (GO): endoplasmic reticulum to Golgi vesicle-mediated transport; Golgi organization; endoplasmic reticulum organization
Cellular component (GO): endoplasmic reticulum membrane; endoplasmic reticulum-Golgi intermediate compartment; COPII-coated ER to Golgi transport vesicle
Molecular function (GO): D-mannose binding
Source: RefSeq, a predicted model, not a curated record
AUGUGGCUGCCCCAAAUCACAGCUUAUUUGUGCUUGGCGGUGUUGGCCGCCAUUGGGCGUGCCAAUGCCUAUGAGAAGGAUCCCGAUAUCAAAUCCAUCCCUCUGCGGACUCACAGCCUUUCUCCGCCAUACUUGGACUCGGACAUGCACAGCAGAUGGUGGGAUUUCGGCGGUGAUACCAUCAUACGUACGGACAAGUAUAUCCGCCUAACCUCGAACCGGCCUUCCCAACAAGGGUGGAUCUUUUCUCGCAUUCCCCUCAUUGCGACGAAUUGGGAGAUCGAGGUUGAGUUCAAACUCCAUGGCACGGGGCACUUGCAUGGAGACGGCUUUGCCAUCUGGCUCACGAAAGAGCGCGCCACCCAGGGCCCCGUUUUUGGGUCGACAGACAAGUUUGAGGGCUUUGGAAUCUUCUUCGACACGUACAAGAAUAAUCGACCGGGCGUUGCGUUUCCGUACGUGAUGAUCAUGAGGGGUGACGGUCAGACGAGCUACGACCAGGAGCACGAUGGAAAGGCGAAUGAAAUUGCCGGCUGUUCGGCUCGCGGUCUUCGGGACGCAUCGGUUCCUACCAAAGCGCGCCUGACCUACUUCCAGGACAAAUUCCUCAGUCUCGACCUCCAGUACAAGACUGAUGGGUCGUGGACGAACUGCUUCACGCUGAACGCGAACGAGCAUAAUAUCGCCCUCCCCUCGGUUACGUACCUCGGCUUGUCCGGUGAAACAGGUGAGGUCAGUGACAACCAGGACAUCAUCUCGGUCACGACGAACAACCUGUACAGCGUCGGCAACAAUGCAGGCCGUGGAGAUACCGGGGCAGGUUCCAGUGGCCGUGGCCGCAAGUCCCACGAGAAGAAAGGUGGCAGCUGGGGCUGGUUCUUUUUCAAGGUGUUUAUGUUCUUUGGUGCUAUUGGGGGCGCAUAUGUCGGGUACACCAUCUACCGGACGAGCAAGCGGUCGUCGAGAUUCUGA